Messenger RNA from Exophiala dermatitidis NIH/UT8656, 1756 nucleotides. RefSeq lists its product as uncharacterized. NCBI's taxonomy places the organism in Eukaryota, Fungi, Ascomycota, Eurotiomycetes, Chaetothyriales, Herpotrichiellaceae. The transcript has 2 exons. The record is from RefSeq and is a predicted model, not a curated record. The coding region runs from base 613 to 1281 and encodes 222 amino acids.
CACGACCUCGCUCCCGCAAAUGCAGAGAUCUAUGCAACUCAUGGCCACAUGCCCCAGCUCCUGUUAUCCAUGUAGCUACAGUACACGGUGUCAACCGUCUUUGACGGACCAGGCGAUGGCAGCACGACUCCUGCAGUGGCCAGACUCAGUCCGUCAGGUGAGGUUAUCAACGAUGGCAGCAGAACGGCCCUCUCAGUGGAGUAUACCUGAAACGACCUCAAACAGGAACUGGCCCCUUUUGUCGCGUCAAUGCUCCAACACCGCCAACCACGCAUCAAAAUGCCCUUCUGACACCGUUUCGACCUCCUAAUGCCUGCGUUUUGCAUACUGUCGUCGUCGCCGUGGUCGUCGUAUUUGUUGCGUUCCUUCUCAUCCUCAUCAUCCUCCUCACUCCUUUGACUCAACGCUCUCUAAUUCUCUUCUUGAAAACCGCAUUUCACCGUUCACUCUUUUGCGCCCGGCGCACAACCGCAACCUUUCCCGAGCAGGUCUCGCUAUUCCCAAUCUCGAACACAUUCGCAGCAAGCGGAUCGUAAACUCAACAGAAGCAAAAUCGAUCUGUUCUUAUUCUUGCGACCACAGAGUACUGCUUGACCCGCGGUCAACUCCAAGAUGGCGAACAAGAUCCUCCUCGUCUUCAUUGCCUUCGACAUUGCCUUCCUCGGCUGUGCCGGACUACACCUAUUCAUCCCACUCUUUACAGAGUCAAACAUGAAGAAUAACACGAAUGUGGACAACAUUGCAUCCAACUUGCUACUCGAUCACUGUCCACUAACAGCCAGCAUGGCCAACUCUGUAGUCAUGUUCAUCACAUUUCUACUCUCGAUUCCCGCAAUGUUCCUCAAGUCGAACCGCAUGUUUCUCAAACUCCACGCCUGGGGUGUCAUCAUCGCCGCGACCAUGACGCUCGGCAUUGGACUGGCCAUCUGGUUCUCCACCUUAGAAAUGCACAAGAACCUCGCUCCGAUCUGGAAUGCGCAACCAGAGGCCACAAUUACCCUGCUGCAAGCCAAGUUUCAAUGCUGUGGCUACAGCAAUCCAGCGCUUUUCGUCAAGGAUGCGACUUGCACCAGUGCCGCGACCGCUGCACGGCUCGGCCCUUGCAUGGCCCCGCUCGGUGUCUUUGCCAACAGAUUCUUGGAUAUCGUUUUCACAACCUUCUUUGGCUUUGUCGCGGUUGACAUGAUGCUUCUAUUGGCCGCCUUGUGCUUGAUCAAGGACCGCAAAGAGAAGGAACGAUACAGGCUGAUCGAUGAGAAGAGGGGCUUCGGACCCAUCUAAACGACACGCCGUGGAAGCAAGUGUUGGAAGAUGCCCCCCUUACUUUGUGGAUUUUCUCCCCGCUGUUGGCUGAUGUAUCAGCCACGGUGGGAAUUGCUCAGAUCACAGAGUGCAUUCCAAAGAGAUGUACUCCCGUCGACGAUAUAGACAGAGUCACUUUUGAGCAUAUCAGUCGUGAUUUGGUUCCAUUCUAGCAUGGAGUCAUUUGCUAUGACUAUAGAAAUUGGUUCGGAAGUUUGGUCGUUAGGAAGCAUAGCAAGCGGGUCGUCAAUACAAGAUGAAUGCAAACAAUGAGCGAAAUCGUGUCAUCAAGGCCUGUACCAGGACGCUUGAACACCUUGUGCGCUAAGAUUGUGACAUGAUACAAUUUGAAGGCACAAGGCCUAUGUGCUCAUUGAGAACGAUUUCCAUUUACAUUGUAAGUUGUAUUGUAGCCACAUGUAGCACGAGUGCAAUACCAGGUACUAAUCCGGGC